This is a messenger RNA of Amphimedon queenslandica, 1630 nucleotides long. RefSeq lists its product as uncharacterized. The transcript has 4 exons. The record is from RefSeq and is a predicted model, not a curated record. NCBI's taxonomy places the organism in Eukaryota, Metazoa, Porifera, Demospongiae, Haplosclerida, Niphatidae. Bases 1 to 1551 code for a protein of 516 amino acids.
AUGUGCUGCUGUAGAUCAGAAAAUUUUUGUGUAGAUGGACGCAAAGCUCGUGAUAAAGCCUUUGAAAAUCUACAGCCAGGUUCAGACCUAUAUAAGAUAGCUGAAGCAUUAGAAGAUAAUGCAUAUCAAAUUAAAGUUCCAUUGAAGUGGUAUUGCUUUGGUGUCCUUCUCCAUGAUGUUGCUAAGGAAGGUUGUGGUGUUUUGAGCUUAUCUUACUGUCAAGAGCUUGGCCAGCAAUUGAAAGUUAAUUUGUCACCUGAAGAAUCGUUAAGUGCUAUCAAGUUUCUCAGUUUUCUUAAUAGAUUGCUCUUUUAUCCUGAUUCACCUGCUGGUGACCUUGUUUUUGUGAACAUAGAGAGCCUCAUUAACAUUCUUAGAGACUUACUGGUGUUUGUCUAUGAUGCUCAUUCUGAUGCAAAAUAUCUACUUCCUGAUCAAAAAGCACUCGUGUGUAAAGGUCACCUCUCCAUUGAGAUUCUUAAAAAGGCAUCAAAAAGUUGUAAUAAAAUAUCCGAGGCAUUUCCUAAUUUUGACAAAAAGUUACUUGGCCUUUUUGAAUACCUUCUGAUUGCUGCUAGGUUAGAUGUACCUGAGAAAGAUACAUUCUUCAUGCCAGCUCUUCUACCUACAAUGGAUGUAUCUAACAUCAACCCCUACCCUAACACAACACCUCUUUUGUUGUUUUUUGAGAGUGCUAUUCCAAUGGGUCUCUUUUGUGCAGUCAUUGUUCAUCUUCUCUCUCACAAGGAAUCUCCUUGGAAAGUCGUUGAAGAGUCAAACUAUUCAAACUAUUUCACUUUACGAUGCCCUGACCUUCUUGAAAGUGACAUGAUACUUGUGGAACAACUUGACUGUAUUACAGUGUACUGUGAAGCAGCCAUAGAUUAUAUUCCAUCAAGAGAUGCUGUAGAAGAAGCAGUUGAUGUAGCAAUGACUAAGCACAAACUUAGUAAAUGUGAGAAGCCAGAAAGAGCAUUUUACUGUCCAUGUGGUAAAGGAAGGCAUGCAGCUGUAGUAUCAUGGCUUAAAACACAGCGUUGCUAUGUUUUUCGAUGCAAUAUCGACAAUAAGUCUCAAAAGAAGAUGGCUACAGACUGCUCGAGUUGGCUAGAUCAUAAGAGAAAACGACAGCAUGAUGAAUUACAACAUUUACCUGAUAUUUUGGAGACAAAUAUUGCAUACAAAGUUCUUGUGGAUAGUACAGAAGAGAUUAAAGAAUAUUUUGCUCAAGAUUUUUUAUAUAUUGCAAACAAGCUGCAGCAGAAGAAGGUGAUCACUGAGAAGGAAAAAAGGGCUUUAACUGACAGAAUGACUGGUCAAAAUGAGGAUCAACGAAUGGAAGAAUUAAUGAAGCAUGUUAAAAUUGCAGUUAAAGUUAAGGAAUCUGCCUUUUCACUGUUUACAGAUAUUCUUAAUGAAAAAGAUACUGUAGCUGCUAUAGAGUUUGCUGAAAAACUGAAGCAAAGAUAUGUAGAAUAUAAAGUAUCUUCAGAAACUGAUCUGGAAUCAUCAUCUAAAAGAACCAAACAGUACUUGGUCCAGCAGCAUUAACUGAUAAAAUAAUAUAAUUUAUAUAUACCUGAACAGUUUAUUUUUGUAACUUUUAAUUUAAUUUUUGAUAAAUUUGGUU